AUGCUGCCCGAUGAAUCCAGUAGCUCUAUAUGGAGUAGAGAGCAGGAUACGCAAUUUGAAAAAGCAAUAGCAACUUAUCCUGAGGAAUCUUCAGAUAGAUGGGAGAAAAUUGCUGCCAAUGUUUCUGGAAAAUCGCUAGAAGAGGUUAAAGAUCAUUAUGAGCUUUUAGUUGACGAUGUUGAUAGUAUUGAGGCUGGCUUUGUGCCGUUGCCUUGUUAUAAUUCUUCUUCAGAUGGAACAACAAGCAAUGCUGGUGAGGAAGGAAUUCUUAAGAAAAGUGGUAACUUUGGGCAUUUAAACAGCAAUUCCAGUAAUGGAGGCAAGGUUUCCAGGACAGAUCAGGAGCGACGCAAGGGAAUUGCUUGGACAGAAGAUGAACACAGACGGUUUCUUAUUGGCUUGGAUAAAUAUGGAAAAGGCGAUUGGAGAAGCAUUUCCCGGAACUUGGUUGUGACGAGAACUCCUACACAAGUUGCAAGCCAUGCUCAGAAGUAUUACAAUCGUUUGAACUCAAUGAACAAAGAUAGGAGGCGAUCAAGCAUUCAUGACAUCACCAAUGUCAACACUGAUGAUCUUUCAGUGCCCCAGAAUCCAGUCACUGGUCAAACUAAUGGCUCGCCUGCAGGAGGUUCGUCUGUCAAAUCUAAUAGAUCAUCACCUCAAACCCCAGCUGGUCCACGAGUUGGCAUGUAUGGGGCACCCACUAUUGGAAAACCGAUAGGAGGGCCCCUUGUUUCUGCUGUUGGCACACCGGUGAAUGGGCCGGUUAAUGUUUCAGCACCAGCAAACAUUGCAUAUGGUGUUCCUGGACAAGUGGUUACUGGUGCUCCAGUGAACAUGGUUCCUAUGACUUACCCAGUGCCACAGACCUCUACUCAGAGGUGA
Molecule: messenger RNA, 885 nt
Organism: Fraxinus pennsylvanica
Lineage: Eukaryota; Viridiplantae; Streptophyta; Magnoliopsida; Lamiales; Oleaceae
Source: the annotation of a GenBank genome assembly